ACGUCGGCCAUCUUGUACUACAGUGGCGGGAAAACGUUCGGAUACAACGAUGUUAAAAAUCACAGCUAUUCUUUCUUUAUUUUUGAUAGGUACAGUAUGGGCUCAAGGCCUCUCCUGUGACUCCUGUGGCAGUGAAUGUGCAUCAGCAUGUGGAACCAGACACUUCAGGUCAUGUUGCUUCAAUUAUUUGAGGAAGAAACGGCCGGAUACUAUGAAUGUGCGUUAUUACAGCGGUGGUACACGACCCCACGAGUUUCCAGUUUACGCAGAAAACAUCGCCGAUGACAGAUUCACGUGGUUCAAUGACAAAUUGCCGGGAAACAUGGAGGAUUUUUACGAGAGAGAUUAGAAAGAUAGCUUUAUAAAAGCUAAUAUGUAGAAAAUAUUAUGCAAUUGUAACAAGAGACCAAAUAUUAUUUUUGUAGGUGGCAAUUAUAGAACUUUGCUGGUACGUUUAUCCAAACGUAAUGACAGUUUAUUUUUUUUUUUAUUUCUUCGUGUCAAAGAGUUUAAUAACUA
Molecule: messenger RNA, 519 nt
Organism: Colias croceus (clouded yellow)
Lineage: Eukaryota; Metazoa; Arthropoda; Insecta; Lepidoptera; Pieridae
Gene: Trissin
Exons: 3
Coding region: 50-349 (99 amino acids)
Source: RefSeq, a predicted model, not a curated record